Castor canadensis (American beaver) is the source of this 1281-nucleotide messenger RNA. RefSeq names its product transmembrane protein 184A (gene Tmem184a). The record is from RefSeq and is a predicted model, not a curated record. NCBI's taxonomy places the organism in Eukaryota, Metazoa, Chordata, Mammalia, Rodentia, Castoridae.
AUGAGUAACGUCUCCACGCUCCUGGGGACAGCCGGGGUCCCCCUGGCAUCUGAGUCCUGGCCACAGCCCAGCACCCCGCCCGCCAUGCCCGUGAUUCCGGCCGGGCCACAGAUGGACCGAGUGGAGAAUGGCUCUCAGGGAGCCACCCGGCUCUUCCUCACCAGCGCCCUGGCCCGGGGCAUCUCAGGCCUCUUCGUGUGGACGGCCCUGGCACUGACCUGUCACCAGAUCUACCUGCACCUGCGCUCCUACACCGUGCCGCUGGAGCAGCGCUACAUCCUCCGCCUGCUGCUCAUCGUGCCCAUCUACGCCCUGGACUCCUGGCUCAGCCUCCUCCUCCUGGGAGGCCACCAGUACUACGUCUACUUCGACUCGCUGCGCGACUGCUACGAAGCCUUUGUCAUCUACAGCUUUCUGAGCCUCUGCUUCCAGUACCUGGGGGGCGAGAGUGCCAUCAUGGCUGAGAUCCGGGGCAAGCCCAUCAAGUCCAGCUGCUUCUACGGAACCUGCUGCCUCCAGGGCAUGUCCUACUCCAUCGGCUUCCUGCGCUUCUGCAAGCAGGCCACGCUGCAGUUCUGCAUUGUGAAGCCGGUCAUGGCCGUGACCACCAUCAUCUUGCAGGCGUUCGACAAGUACAACGACGGGGACUUCAACAUCCACAGCGGCUACCUGUACGUGACCCUGGUGUACAACGCCUCGGUCAGCCUGGCCCUCUACGCCCUCUUCCUCUUCUACUUCGCCACCAGAGAGCUCCUGCGGCCCUUCGAGCCAGUCCUCAAGUUCCUCACCAUCAAGGCGCUCAUCUUCCUCUCUUUCUGGCAGGGGAUGUUGCUGGCCAUUCUGGAGAGGUGUGGGGUCAUCCCUGAGGUCCAGGCCAUCGAUGGCACCAGGGUGGGGGCCGGCACCCUGGCCGCCGGCUACCAGAACUUCCUCAUCUGUAUUGAGAUGCUCUUCGCCUCUGUCGCCCUGCGCUACGCCUUCACCUGCCAGGUGUAUGCAGAGAAGAAGGAGAGCGCUCCAGGUCCCCCGGCACCCAUGCAGAGCAUAUCCAGUGGCCUGAAGGAGACUGUCAGCCCGCAGGACAUCGUGCAGGACGCCAUCCACAACUUCUCCCCCGCCUACCAGCAGUACACGCAGCAGGCCACACAUGAGGCCCCGGGGCCCAGGCAGGGGGACCACCCCUCGCCUGGCACCCACCCUGGCACAGCUGGCAGCGGUAGUGGGGGGAGGAGGAGCCGGAACGUGGAGAAGCGGAUGUUGAUCCCUUCGGAGGACCUGUAG